This is a messenger RNA of Chaetura pelagica (chimney swift), 1989 nucleotides long. RefSeq names its product sodium channel and clathrin linker 1 (gene SCLT1). NCBI's taxonomy places the organism in Eukaryota, Metazoa, Chordata, Aves, Apodiformes, Apodidae. Gene Ontology annotation, cellular component: centriole. Gene Ontology annotation, biological process: cilium assembly; clustering of voltage-gated sodium channels. The coding region runs from base 1 to 1989 and encodes 662 amino acids. The record is from RefSeq and is a predicted model, not a curated record. The transcript has 20 exons.
AUGGCCACUGAGCUCGGCAGCGAGGGGGCGAGCCAGAGAAAUGGCCCUGGUAGUAAUGGCAUAUCAGGAUCCAGGAUGAUGGACCAAAGCUUGUCAACCCUAAUCACAGAGCAUGACAAACAACUGGAAGAAAUGAGAGAACAGCUGCAGCUUUAUAAGGCAAAAAUGAGUGAGAUGAGACGAAAAGUUGAAGAAGUCACCAGCGAAAAUGACAGGCUGCAUGCAGAGUUGAAAGAGGUUAUUGAGCAGCAAAUGGAGGCUCUUCCUAUCAUGCCUCUAGGAACUGAUAUUAUUGCAGAUGAAGAAAUAGUGCGAAACCUUCAAGAACAACUACAACUGACAAGUCAAGAAAAAGAACAAGCAAUAGAGCUCUGGCAGACUGUGUUACGGGAGCAUGAUCGACUCCAGCAGCAGUACCAGGAACGCAUGACUGAAACGCAGAUUCACGUGGCUGAAAGGCAAAAGCAGAAAGAGCAACUGACUGGCUUUCAACAGUGGUCUCGGCAACUACAUGCAGCCAAUGAGAAAAUAAAGUUGAGCAAUCAAGAGUUUCUGAAAACUAUAACAGACCAGAAUGCGGAACUAGAGCAGCUACGAAAGCAACUAAGAAAAGCCAAAACAGAUGGGCGGACAGCAAACGUUAAGGUUGAGGAAAUGACCAGAUUGAUACAGAAGCUUCAAGGCCAACUGGAGAGAAAGGAAGAAGACAAGAUAUCUGCCCAGCAAAGGGAAACAGCAUCUGACAAACGCUUGCAGCAAAUGCAGUCUAGUAUAAAACAAUUAGAAACAAGAUUACGUGUUACUGUCCAAGAUGCUGAGCAGCAGCAAACAGAAAGAAUGGCGCUGGAGAAACAAAUGAUAGAGCUUCAGACAAAGUGUGCUAACCUCGAAAGGGAGAAGUAUGAUGCUGUUGCCAAAGUCGAAGAUUGCAUCCAGCUCUUAGAAGAAGCUAACCUACAAAAAAGUCAGGCACUCUUUGGCCAGAAACAGAAGGAAGAGGAGAUUGAAAACAUGAAAAAUAAACUGUCUCAACUUAUAGAAGAUGCUUCUGCAAGAACUAGAAAGGCAAUAGACUCUGCAAAGAAGCAAUAUAAUGUGCAGAUUUCUCAACUAGCAGAAGAAAUUUCAGCUCUUCAGAUGGAAUGUGGAGAAAAACAGGGUCAAAUUGAACAAGCCAUUAGAGAAAAGAGAGCACUGGAAGAGGAACUUGAAAAGGUUUACAGGGAAGACAGAGGACAUGAAUCUGACAAUAGAAAACUAGACCAACUGCAUCAAAAAUAUCUACUUGCAGAAACUACAAAAUGUGAUCUUCAGAUAACUCUACAGACAACCCAAAAUAAACUAAAACAACUGGAAAUAAACUCUGAGAAAGAGAAAUCUCGUGCCCAGGAAGCUAUCAGUAAAUUGCAAAGCAUUCUGGAGUCAGAAAGAGAAAAGAAUGUCUUUGUCAGUGAACAAAGGCUAAAACUUCAGGAAGAGAAUGAACAAUUGCAAAAAGAAAUGGAAGGCUUGAAAAAACUGGCCAUAGAGGCUCAAAAAAAAGCUGAAAUAAAGAUAAGCACAAUGGAGCAUGAGCAUGCUGUGAAAGAAGAUGGGUAUGAAGCUCAACUUAGGGAAAUGGAAGACACCAAUCAAAAGUCUACUGCUGAACUUAGACGUCUGUUAGUAGCUCAGCAAAAAGCAACAAAUCAGUGGAAAGAGAAAAAAAAAAAUCUUACUGAAACUACAGAAGCCACAAUCAGUAAGCUAAAAAGUGAGCUGAGUCAACACAAACUUCGUAGCCAGGAGCUCGUAUCUCAGCUGAAAGUGGCAAAUGAAAGAAUAACUGAGGAUGAAAAAUUAAUGACAGAGUAUCAAGAAUACAUCAAUAGGCUCCAAAGACGACUAAGCCAGGCAGAACAGAGGGCAGCAACAGCGUCUCAAAAGCUCAGCCUGGCAACUACACAGAAGAAAAGAGCUGCUUCCCUGAAGGGUCUGGAAAAUAUUUAA